AUGGCACUGCGCAAAGUGCGCAGCAACUUGGAUCGUUUGUUCGACAAAAGUCUGACCGAUCUGAUACGCGGUAUUCGUAAUAACAAGGACAAUGAGGUCAGUGAGCAUGGCUCUGUGCCAGAACUCCUCAAAAGCAAUGGCCCUGGGUGUACCGCAUUUUUCAGGCUCGAUACAUCGCGGCGUGCAUCGAUGAAAUCAAAAUGGAGCUUCGCCAGGACUCGAUUUUCGUCAAGGCGAACGCAAUCGAAAAACUCGCUUACGUAUGCUUUGUUUCAUUUCGUGCAAGAUCGUAAUUUUAGUAUUUGCUCAGUAAAUAAUACUAACCCGAGGAGCUAA
Gongylonema pulchrum is the source of this 336-nucleotide messenger RNA. The record is from the annotation of a GenBank genome assembly. Lineage: Eukaryota; Metazoa; Nematoda; Chromadorea; Rhabditida; Gongylonematidae.